Durio zibethinus is the source of this 1373-nucleotide messenger RNA. RefSeq names its product Translocon-associated protein (TRAP), alpha subunit. Gene Ontology annotation, cellular component: endoplasmic reticulum; endoplasmic reticulum membrane. Lineage: Eukaryota; Viridiplantae; Streptophyta; Magnoliopsida; Malvales; Malvaceae. The record is from RefSeq and is a predicted model, not a curated record.
GUUAUUUGGGCUCUGAUAUUUGUAGGCGUUGGAAACCCCAGCCCUCCAUUGUAUUCUGAUUCUCGCACAACGAUCAUUUCUUUUUUUCUUUUUUUGGACGAAAAAAAGAAACCCUCGGAAACGGCAAUGAAAAGUUUCAGGGUUCUCUUCUUUGCUCUACUCCUCCUCGCUUCUCCUCUCCUCCAAGUUGCUAGAUCUCAAUCAGAACCUGAGGCAGAUGUUGCAGAAGUUGUUGAAGGAGGUGAUCUCGGGCUUGUUGGUGAGGAUGUUCAGGAUUUUGGUGAUGGGAAUUUUGGCCCAGCUCCAGGAGUUGAAACUGUCUGCGUUUUCCCCAAAAAUAGUGCCAAAUUGGUUCUGGCUGGAGAAGAGACAGAACUCCUUGUUGGGAUGGAAAAUGUUGGGGAGUCACCUUUGAAUGUCAUUGCUAUCAAAGCCAGUGUUCAUCUCCCUUUCGAUCAUCAUAUGCUUGUUCAAAAUCUUACAGCACAGGCCUUUAACAAUGCAUCUGUACCCCCUUCAGUGCAAGCUACUUUCCCUUACGUAUUUGCUGUUAGCAAGUACUUACAGCCUGGAACUUUUGAUCUUGUGGGUACAAUUAUCUAUGAUAUUGACCAGCACCCAUACCAAAGUACAUUCUAUAAUGGUACCAUUGAAGUUGUAGAGGCUGGUGGUUUCCUCAGUGUUGAGUCUGUAUUUCUUGUUACCCUUGGGAUUGCACUUCUUGUUCUCCUUGGUUUAUGGCUUCAUGGUCAAUUUCAGCGUUUAUCCAAGAAAACUAAGAGGGCUCCAAAGGUGGAAGUCGGGACCGGAACUACUGAUGCGUCACUGGACGAAUGGCUUCAGGGAACUGCUUACACUCAGUCAGCGUCCAAAUUAAAGAAGAAGAAGUAGAUGAACACUGCUUGUGAAGUCAGGCUAUUGUAACUCAAGCUAGGCAUUUGGAAAAUCUAAGUGAGGGCGCAAGUAGUUUGAGAAUUAGGCCAUGAAAAGACAUACUUUGAUGUUGUAACAUCUGAAAGGAUUUUUUUUUACUACAUUUUUAUUUUCAUGAGGAUGCUGAAAUUGAGGCUUUUUGAAGCAAAACUAAUUCUGAUGUAAGGCAGAAGGAUUCAUUUUAGAGAACCAGAGGAAAUUUUCCUCAUCACAUGAUAUUUUCCCGCUCCAACAAUGGCUUUUGGUUCGUGUUUCUUGGUUUCUCGUACAUUACCAAAUGUAGGUCCCAAGUUAGUCUCAUCAGUGUGGUGUGUUGAAAAUCUUGCUCACAGCCUCUUUAACCUUUCACCGCUUAAAAUGUACUGGUUUUACAAUAUCUGUGUCAAGGGUCCAUUUCUUAUGUAAAUAAAUUCCUAUAUCCAGUGCACAAGUCCUGAUUC